This is a messenger RNA of Brettanomyces bruxellensis, 474 nucleotides long. RefSeq lists its product as uncharacterized. Gene Ontology annotation, biological process: negative regulation of translation; translational initiation. NCBI's taxonomy places the organism in Eukaryota, Fungi, Ascomycota, Pichiomycetes, Pichiales, Pichiaceae. The record is from RefSeq and is a predicted model, not a curated record. The coding region runs from base 1 to 474 and encodes 157 amino acids. The transcript has a single exon.
AUGACCCAAAGAUACGUUUACACAGAGGAGGAGCUCCAAACUUAUGAGGAUAAAGGCUCUCUUCCCGAAGGUGUGGAUCUUGCACCUUUUGCCGAGAUGGUUGCCCAGUUGAAGCAGACACUGGAGGAACUUGAUGAGAAGAGAUCGAAGAGAAGAGGUUUCGGCUUCUACUAUCCUCGUACGAACAAACCAAGGAGAAAGAGACAGCCAAAAGAAGUUGUUGAUAAUGACGGAUGGACAUCUCUGGUGCCAAAGAAGCAUGCCCAAUCAUCUGCCGAGGCUGCUGCUGCCGAGGAGAAGGCCGAGGAGUUCGAGAAAAGCGAACAGGUGCGUUCUUUCAAGACGAAUACUGCCAAAAUCUCUUCCGGAAAGACAGGAACCGCAUCUACAAAAGAUACAGUUGCUAUUGCCCACGUUUCCAGGUUCAAUGCGUUUGAUGCUUUAAACGAGGAGGACGACUCGGAUCAGGAGUAG